AUGGCUUAUUCUACACAAUUACCACCUAGAGAUUUUUUAUUAAGUGUUUUUCAAAGGGUUGACAAAGAUGGCAGUGGUGCUAUUUCAGAAGACGAGUUACAACAAGCAUUAUCAAAUGGAUCAUGGACACCAUUUAAUUCUCACACAAUACGUUUAAUGAUAUCAAUGUUUGAUAGGAGAAAUACAGGAACUAUUAGUUUCGAUGAAUUUGGUGCUCUUUGGAAAUAUGUUACAGAUUGGCAAACAUGUUUUAGAAGUUUCGAUAGAGAUAAUUCCGGUACCAUAGACAAGGGAGAAUUUCAAACGGCUCUCCAGACAUUUGGAUACAGGUUGAGCGAGGGAGUCAUAGAUUUGUUAAUAAAAAGAUUCGAUAGGUCGAACAACGGAAGCAUAAGAUUCGACGAUUUCAUAGCUUGCUGUAUUGUUUUGCACAUGUUAACGACAGCUUUUAGGCAGCACGACACGGAUUUGGAUGGAAUUAUCACUGUUCGCUACGAAGAAUUUCUAUGCAUGAUUUUGAUGACUCUCGUCAUGUGA
Pediculus humanus corporis (human body louse) is the source of this 537-nucleotide messenger RNA. Its product is annotated as Programmed cell death protein, putative. Gene Ontology annotation, molecular function: calcium ion binding. The coding region runs from base 1 to 537 and encodes 178 amino acids. The transcript has 4 exons. NCBI's taxonomy places the organism in Eukaryota, Metazoa, Arthropoda, Insecta, Psocodea, Pediculidae. The record is from RefSeq and is a predicted model, not a curated record.